Messenger RNA from Cynara cardunculus var. scolymus (artichoke), 985 nucleotides. RefSeq names its product palmitoyl-monogalactosyldiacylglycerol delta-7 desaturase, chloroplastic-like. The record is from RefSeq and is a predicted model, not a curated record. The coding region runs from base 1 to 945 and encodes 314 amino acids. Gene Ontology annotation, cellular component: endoplasmic reticulum membrane. Gene Ontology annotation, biological process: lipid metabolic process. The transcript is spliced from 5 exons. Gene Ontology annotation, molecular function: oxidoreductase activity, acting on paired donors, with oxidation of a pair of donors resulting in the reduction of molecular oxygen to two molecules of water. Lineage: Eukaryota; Viridiplantae; Streptophyta; Magnoliopsida; Asterales; Asteraceae.
AUGAGAAAUUUUGAAAAAGAUGUUCCUGGGGGCAAAAACGAACCCAGAUACGAGAAAAUAUUGAUGUCCGAUGUGGUCGUGACGAAGAAGAGGAGCCUAUUCAGAGGUGGUACAUGGAGGUCCUUGGACAUCAAAAUGGCUCUUUGGUUCUUAACCAUUCAUUUGUUGACAUUAUUUGCACCAUUUACGUUUACUUGGGGUGCUUUUUGGACAGCAUUUGUGGGCUAUGUGUUGAGCACGAUGUUUGGUAUAAGUAUAUCUUAUCAUAGAAAUCUAGCACACCGUAGUUUCAAGUUGCCCAAAUGGCUCGAAUACUCGUUCGCCUAUAUAGGGGUUCAAACUGCUCAGAGGGAUCCAAUAUAUUGGGUGAGCAUUCAUAGAUACCAUCAUCAAUAUGUUGAUAAAAACAAAGAUGCACACUCUCCCAUAUAUGGAUUAUGGUUCAGUCAUAUGGGUUGGCUCUUUGAUAGCUCCAUCAUUAUGGAAAAUUAUCAAAAACGUAGCAAUGUCGAAGAUCUAAAAAGCCAAUCAUUCUAUAGAUUCAUCAAAAGAACUUAUGUUUGGCAUGUACUUGGAUUUGCCGCCAUCGUGUACGCUCUUGGCGGAUUUCCGUACCUUGUUUGGGUCAUAGGUGUGAGACUCACUUGUACUUACCAUGUGAUAUUUAUGGUGAACUCGGUUUGUCACACAUGGAGAAAGCGAUCAUGGAAAAGUACAGAUCUAUCCAAGAACAACUGGUGGAUGGCAAUACUUAGUUUUGGAGAAGGGUGGCAUAACAAUCAUCAUGCAUUUGAGUCUUCAGCUAAAUUUGGAUUAGAAUGGUGGCAGUUUGACUUUGGUUGGUGUGUGAUACGGUUUCUUGAAGCAUUAGGGUUAGCCACCAAUGUUAAGCUACCAACCGAGGCUCAGAAGCUUAAGAAGUCCCUCACUUCGACCGACGGAUGAUCCCGUAGCUUUGGUGCUCCGACGUCCAUUGGCAACCAAA